CUACAGUAAAUUUGUCGUGGAGCACGGCAACUGAAAUCACGGGCGGUACGUGCCAGCGCGUGGUCCGGAGCUCCCGCUGCCAUGUGCAGCCAGCGCUAUUGGGUAACCUGGAGUCGGCUUUAAUUCUGUCCCUGAACCUUUUCUACAGUAUGAAGCGUUCCACAGAUUCUGGCAACCCUAAAACUCCUCCACAUGCAGAAGAUAAGACUACAUAUAGAGCUCUCCAUAACAUGUCAAGGGAAACAUCACAAUCUAUGUUAAUGUGGCCACCUCCGAGGGAUCGGAAAUAAGCAUGCGACCUUCAUGGCGCCGACGCUCUUUUGUGGCCAUGAACCGAUCACUUUCUGACACCUUGCUCUUCCCUUGCUUUGUCCUUCGGCAUGUAAAGCAUUCCGACGAAAUUAACCGCAUUGGGCGACCGGCAUCGGACACUUGCGGAUAUCGCCCACCUCACUGCGACCAGAUGGGCAUCAAUUUCACCUCAAGCGUGAAUUGCGCGAUGAAAAUCGCAGCUUUAUGUGAUGUUAUUGCGAUUUUUUGCUGGGGGAGUAUUGCUUCGUCGACAGCAUCCUGUCAUCAAGACUGCGUAGUUAAUCGGCGAACUUUCCUUCAAAGUGUGCAACCUGUUGGUAUAAGGAUAUCCAACCACUCUCGGCCACUCUGGAACUCACGUUCCCUCAUGAUGGAUCAUACGCUUGCCGAUCAUUCGGUGGAGUACCGAAGUGGAAGGAACCUGCUCGGCGUCUCCCAGGACACCAACAUAAUCAAGAGGGGUGCGCCACACCUUGCGGUCUAGCUGAAGUGUGCGGUUUGCGGUGUAUGCAUACGUUGUCAGUGGUACAGGAUGGGCCUCACAUUAUGGAUGCUGCGUAUGGACACCUCCCCUCCUGCGCAGAACGUGCGAGCGUGC
Molecule: messenger RNA, 910 nt
Organism: Laetiporus sulphureus 93-53
Lineage: Eukaryota; Fungi; Basidiomycota; Agaricomycetes; Polyporales; Laetiporaceae
Exons: 2
Coding region: 293-796 (167 amino acids)
Source: RefSeq, a predicted model, not a curated record